UGGAGCAAGCAAGGAUUGAAGAUUCACCCGCAUCUUCCCUUGUUGAUAAUCCUGGUAAGCGACGAUCAGUGGCCAUCCCUCCAUAAAAUCCAAAGAACGCAUAUAUUAUGAGGACGCUGCAUCACCAAACGCUGAAGUAACCAAGAAGCACACAAAUCCGACCCCUAUGGCUGUUGUCACUCUUCGCCUACUUUCUUUCUUCUUCUUCCUUUCUCUUGUUUUCUUCUCUGUUUCUUCAUACUCAUCCUCAGAGUCUCCACAAACAUUCAUCGUCCACGUUUCUAAAUCAUCAAAACCCAAACUUUACUCCUCCCAUCGUGAUUGGUACUCUUCUAUUGUCAAAUCCCUCCCUCCUUCCUCUCAUCCCGCCAAAAUCCUCUAUACCUACGACUCUGCCGUGCACGGCUUUGCAGUCCGCCUUGCUGCCUCUCAAGCGACUGAGCUUAGCAACAUCGCUGGCGUCCUCUCUGUUGUCCCGGAUCAAAUCCGCCAUGUCCACACCACACAUACCCCUGAUUUUCUCGGUCUGACUGAUGGCUUUGGAUUGUGGCCGAACGGCGAUUACGCCGAUGAUGUCGUGAUCGGAGUUCUGGAUACAGGGAUUUGGCCGGAAAGACGUAGUUUCUCAGAUUCUGGACUCUCCCCUGUUCCGAAUACCUGGAAAGGGGCUUGUGAAACGGGUCGUGAUUUCCCUGCUUCUGCUUGUAAUAGAAAGAUUAUUGGUGCUAGAGUUUUCUAUAAGGGAUAUGAAGCUUAUUUGGAGAGACCUAUUGACGAGUCAGUGGAAUCGAAAUCUCCGAGAGAUACAGAAGGCCAUGGGACUCAUACUGCUUCAACAGCUGCUGGAUCUGUGGUCGCAAAUGCGAGUUUGUUUCACUACGCUCAAGGUGAAGCUCGAGGAAUGGCCACAAAAGCGCGGAUUGCUGCGUAUAAGAUCUGCUGGAAACUGGGUUGUUUCGAUUCCGAUAUCCUUGCUGCCAUGGAUCAAGCAAUUGCUGAUGGGGUCCAUAUUAUCUCCCUUUCUGUUGGAGCCACUGGGUAUGCACCGCAAUACGAUCACGAUUCCAUAGCGAUUGGAGCAUUUGGUGCUUCUCAGCACGGUGUUCUUGUGUCUUGUUCAGCUGGCAAUUCUGGUCCCGGUUCAUACACUUCUGUGAACAUAGCUCCUUGGAUCUUGACAGUCGGUGCUUCUACUAUUGACAGAGAAUUUCCAGCUGAUGUGGUUCUAGGCAACGGUAAGAUUCUUGGUGGGGUGUCUCUGUACUAUGGUGAUGAAUUACCAGACGUCAAACUUCCACUGGUCUAUGCUGCUGAUUGCGGAAGCAGAUACUGCUACAUGGGGUCUCUUGAUCGCUCUAAAGUCGAAGGGAAAAUUGUUGUUUGUGAUAGAGGAGGUAAUGCCAGGGUUGAGAAAGGAAGUGCAGUGAAGCUUGCAGGUGGGUUAGGAAUGAUUUUAGCUAAUACUGAAGAUAGUGGAGAAGAACUUCUUGCGGAUGCACACCUUAUAGCAGCAACUAUGGUGGGUCAAAUUGCCGGAGACCAAAUCAGGGAAUACAUAAAAUCGAGUGAUUAUCCAACAGCAACAAUAGUGUUCAGGGGGACUGUAAUUGGGAAUUCACCAGCUGCUCCUAAAGUUGCAGCCUUUUCUAGCCGUGGUCCAAACCAUGUCACACCUGAGAUUCUUAAGCCAGAUGUUGUAGCUCCUGGUGUUAAUAUUUUGGCUGGGUGGACGGGAAGUGUAGGUCCUACAGAUUUGGACAUUGACCCUAGAAGAGUUGAGUUUAACAUAAUAUCAGGUACCUCAAUGGCUUGCCCUCAUGCUAGUGGUAUUGCAGCUUUGCUUAGGAAGGCUUAUCCGAAAUGGUCACCUGCUGCUGUAAAAUCUGCUUUAAUGACAACAGCUUAUAAUGUGGAUAAUUCUGGGAAGAACAUUCGGGAUCUUGGAAGUGGGAGAGAAUCGACCCCUUUCAUUCAUGGGGCUGGACAUGUUGAUCCAAACAGGGCUCUAAAUCCUGGCUUAGUUUAUGAUUCGGAUACAAAUGACUAUUUGGCUUUCCUUUGCUCAAUUGGGUAUGAUCCUAGUAGAAUUUCCGUUUUCAUCAGAAAGCCUGCUAGUUUAGACAUUUGUGGAGGAAAACUAUCCAGGACAGGAAGCUUGACUCGUCCUGGUGAUUUGAACUACCCAUCCUUCUCAGUGGAAUUUUAUCCUGACGAAGACUUGGUGAAGUAUAGAAGAGUUGUUACCAACGUUGGUAGCUCAGAAGAUGCUGUUUACAAAGUGAAAGUGAAUGCUCCUCCUGGUGUUGAAGUCAGUGUCUCACCAAGCGAGCUUGUAUUCAGUGCUGAAAACAAGACACAGAGUUAUGAGAUCACUUUUGGUAAAGUACCUGGGUAUGCCAAGUCUGCUAGUUAUGGUUCGAUUGAAUGGAGUGAUGGAAGCCACAAUGUAAGGAGUCCUAUUGCUGCGAGAUGGACCAAUGGGUUGUCUUCAUCCAUAUGAAUUGCCUUCAGGAGGUGUUGGGGAGCUGCAUUGGAGUACGUCAAGCACAGGUUUCUAUGGGCUUUGUGCCUUUGAAACCUCUCUCAUAUUCUAUUGUACAAAGUGUAAUAUCUUUAUUGGGUGUUCUGUUGGAUGCAAAUCUCAUCCACUGCUGUGAGAUUGUGGUAGAUGAAGGGUUUGCUAAUAACUUAUCAGGAGUGAAAUAGUCAUUAAGACUUGAAAUAAGCUUUGUACUAAUUCUGGAUGUUAGGUUUGCAGUUACCCUGUGCAAAAGUUGCAUGUGCCUUCUCCACUAGUAUUGUUUAACUA
Messenger RNA from Neltuma alba, 2809 nucleotides. Its product is annotated as subtilisin-like protease SBT1.4. Gene Ontology annotation, biological process: proteolysis. Lineage: Eukaryota; Viridiplantae; Streptophyta; Magnoliopsida; Fabales; Fabaceae. Bases 167 to 2500 code for a protein of 777 amino acids. The transcript has a single exon. Gene Ontology annotation, molecular function: serine-type endopeptidase activity. The record is from RefSeq and is a predicted model, not a curated record.